This is a messenger RNA of Aspergillus affinis, 1854 nucleotides long. RefSeq lists its product as uncharacterized. Gene Ontology annotation, molecular function: DNA-binding transcription factor activity, RNA polymerase II-specific; zinc ion binding; RNA polymerase II cis-regulatory region sequence-specific DNA binding. NCBI's taxonomy places the organism in Eukaryota, Fungi, Ascomycota, Eurotiomycetes, Eurotiales, Aspergillaceae. Bases 1 to 1854 code for a protein of 617 amino acids. The transcript is spliced from 4 exons. The record is from RefSeq and is a predicted model, not a curated record. Gene Ontology annotation, biological process: DNA-templated transcription; regulation of transcription by RNA polymerase II. Gene Ontology annotation, cellular component: chromatin.
AUGGGGCUGACUUCCGACUGGACAUUGCCGACUGAGCUGGGUCUGACACCGAUCAUUGCUAAAGAACCCAAUUACUAUUCCAUUCCAACGCUGUCGGACCGUUCGAGACGGCAGGAACGUUCGAGUUCUGUCCAUGUAGACCAUUCUCUCACCCAACUCCCAGUUGAGAAAGAUUCGAUAGGAGAAUUUGGGGUUUUAACAUUACCCAUUCUCAGAGUCACUGAGGGACAUCGUCAGCAUCUCCUCGAAGAAUUGGAAAGUGCUCAGGUCACCGGCAUAAACUUUGCCUUACCAUCGUCCCAGUCCUUGAGUCGAUUUACAAACGCAUUUUUUGAUAGCUUCUAUCCACAUAUGCCCGUGGUGCACAUACCAACGUUCAGUCUAGAUAACUGCGACGCUAAGAUCACUCUAGCCAUGGCUGCUCUGGGAGCUCAAUAUCGGCACGAGCACCGGAAAGCGGUCAUGUUAUUCUAUGCGGCCAAAUCAACACUGAAGAAAGAAUUGCAUGAGCGAGAAGCAAGAGCGAUCAACAUAAAAUAUUCUUUGAGUCCGUAUACAAAUACGAAUACAGGCCAGGACCGAUCUAGCGCCAAGGGCCUCCCAUAUCAGGAGCUUAUGUGUGAAACACGUUGCGCUCUCUACCUGAUCGCAUUUGCAACGUGGCAGGGCGAACCAGAGAUAGUACGGGAAGCGUUCAACCUUCAGAGUUUUCUAGCAAGAUGCGUCCGAGAAGGUGGACUAGAAGAGAGCGAAGAGACUCUUCAAGCUACUCCUCUCGACUGGCACACAUGGAUUGAGCAAGAGACAAACAGGCGACUUAAACUUUUCUCUUUUGCUUGGCUUAACUUGCAAAGUAUAGCUUUUGGGGUACCUCCAAUCAUUCUAGCCGAUGAAGUUCAUCUUCGCCUUCCAUGCACCUGCAUCGAAUGGAUAUGUCCGAACCAGGAGAGAUUUUCAGCAAUUCAUGCUUACGGUCACCAGGAGCAAAUGCUUUUCCAGGAUGCACUCGGUCACUUGGGGAAAGGUGUUCCCAGUUCAAAUUUUUUCUUGUCGCAACCAAUACCCUCACCUUUAGCAAACUAUAUCCUUCUCCACGGUCUCAUACAAAAGAUCACGCUGACGCAUCGGACCAUCGGCUGGACCCUUGGUCGCGGAAACGCUUUGUUAGUUGCUCAAAAUGAAAGCAUGCGAGAUUCUCUUCGAGCGUGGACUUUCCAAUGGCAACGAGCCCCCGAGUCUAGUCUUGAUCCUCGAAACCCGAAUGGACCCGUUACUUUCACGUCAACUGCUCUGCUCGGUCUUUCAUACGUCCGGCUCGCCUUCGACAUGGCCUCAUACAAAAUUCUGGAAUCUCGAAGCCCCCAGGAAAUCGCCACCCGACUUCUCAACUUACCAGAUCUUCCUCACGGCCCCCAUCUCCUUCCUGCAAUGCUCCAUGCAACCCACGCCCUAAGCAUACCCGUCAAACUGGGGGUGGAUUUCGUUGCGCGAAGCCAUGCUUUUGUAUGGAGUAUUCAACAUUCCAUCUGUGGGUUUGAAUUCGCGGUUUAUCUUUGUAAAUGGCUGUACCAUAUCUGCGAUACUCAUGCGACAAGACCUCUUGAUGAGCAUGAAACCCGAUCGAUAAAUUGGAUCAGUGACAUCGUCGAGGAAGGGCGAACAUCCGGUGACGAGGAUCUUUGUCCCGAACCAGUAUAUCCUUCUAAUUACAGAUACCUGGCCUUUCUUGUUGUGAAGUUAUGGGCUCGUCUUAUUAGGGGAAACGGGCAGUGGGCACUACUGGGAGUUAUUGGAGAGAGCCUGGACAUUUAUGCUGAUGGAUGUCGAGAGAAGUAUAUUUUAACCCAAGCCUAG